Messenger RNA from Aethalodelphis obliquidens (Pacific white-sided dolphin), 8054 nucleotides. It is a transcript of the gene PHF19, whose product is annotated as PHD finger protein 19. The record is from RefSeq and is a predicted model, not a curated record. Lineage: Eukaryota; Metazoa; Chordata; Mammalia; Artiodactyla; Delphinidae. The coding region runs from base 4513 to 5820 and encodes 435 amino acids. Gene Ontology annotation, molecular function: DNA binding; chromatin binding. Gene Ontology annotation, biological process: negative regulation of gene expression, epigenetic. Gene Ontology annotation, cellular component: nucleus. The transcript has 17 exons.
AGCUCCUUACCCUGUGGGGCCUCAGUGACCUCAUGUAGAAAAUGACACUUGGACUUCACUCUGGGUCGCGAGACACAGCACAGAGCUGACACUUAGGAGACAAUCACGAACAGAUCUUCCACAGGCUGGGUGCUGUGCACCUCUGAGGGUGUUUCUGCAAAGCCCAGCGUCAUCAGGACUUGAGGGGGAGGGAAUGUGCACCCCUUCCUCCCUCUGGCAUGGACCUGCCUAAACCGUGUGUUGGGCUGUUAAGAUCCAGAGAGUUCCUUUUUUCAUUGCAGUCAGGUGUUUUCAGAGCCUCACCACUCACUGAUGCCGGCACCAGUUCCUUCCAGCCCAGAGGCCUCUUUGCGGCUCCGCAGGACAGCCCUGCCCUCUGCCCAAGGUCCAGGGUGGAGCUGGAAAGCUGACAGGGGGGUAGAGCCUGACACAGAUGGAGGCCACCCUGCGAUCCUGCUCUACUCCUGCCUCUCGCCCUGGCUUCUGCCAGCCCGCCGGCCCUGCCCACCGGUGCAGAGCAAUACUGUCCAGUUCAGCAGCCGCUGACACGCGGGGCUGUAAAGUGUGUGUGGCCAGCUGAAUAACGCUCUCCAAAGAUGUCUACACCCUAAUCCUCAGAUCUCAAAAAUAGAAGAGGGCCGCAGAUGGAAGAAGAUGGAUUCUUGCAAGAUCUGAUGCCUGCCAUGCCUGGUUCACCAUGCUGUGACAAGUCUCAGGGAACAGACAUGUUAGGACACCGUGAGGUCUGAUGGCCCUGCAUAUGUGACAGGUUAGUGCUGUGACUAAACCUCCUCUGCUGUAAUCUCCCAGCCCCCGCCCCCCAUCUUUAAAAUUACCAAGUAUUUCAAACAUACAGAGAAUAGAGAAAACGUUUUGGACUUGAGAAGGAGAAGGAUCAUUGCGAAGAAUUACAGACAAGACACCCAGCUUUGCCAAAUCUUGACACCUUGCCAUAUUUGCUUCAGAUUUUUUUUUCUGAAAAAUAGGACAUUACAGAUAAAAUUAAAUCGCCUGUGUUCCUCUUUCUGAUCUCAUUCCCAUCCCUCCCUUCCCAGAGGUAACUACUAUUCUAAAUUUAGUGUCUUUGAUUUCUUAUGCAUGUUUUCACACUUUCACUAUCUGACUGUAUCCCUAAAACUACAUAUAUAGCAUAGUUUUGAAUUAAAAAAAAACUUUUGGUAUCACACUAUUCUACCACUUGAUGUUCCCUUUUUCUUUUUUUUUUCUAGACUCUUAUCUAUGUUGAGGCUACAGCCUCAUUUUAUUUUCCCUCCCAGUAUAUUAUUCCAUUGCACAGAUAGAUCACAAUUUAUCUGCACUGCUGUUGAUGGACAAUUAAUCAAUUCCUCAUUUUUCAUAAUUAUGUGCUGAGUGAGUGAAGUCACUGAAUUGUAGGCACGAGCAUCUUCAACUUUAUUAGAUGUUGCCAAACCUCUUCUUCAGAGAAGUUGUACCAAUUUACACCUCCAUCAGGACUGUACAAGGGUUCCAAGGGUGCCACCUCUUCACCCCCUCCACCCUUCUCCCAACAUUGAUAGAAUGCUUACUCCUUGCCAGUCCGGAGGAUGUGAAAUGGCGUCUCACAGCUCUUUUCAUUUGCAUCUCUCCCAUGACCCGUGAGGUUGAACAUCUCUUUACAUUUUGGCCACCUAGGUUUCCUCUUUUGUGAAUUGCCUGUUGAUGGUCUUAACCCAUUUUUUAAAAAAAUGAUUGUCUUUCUCUGGUUUGUCCAUGCUUUCAACCUACUUCUGCCAGAUCGCAAAGCAAACUCGGAUCAUGGCCCUUCUCAGUUCUCAAGUCCCCGAAGCUCUCUAGGAUACACAUAACUUACAACCUUGCUCAGUGGUCCUGAUUUGCCGUGGGCUGAAAACAAAGCUCAGCCCAGGACACUCAGCUCCACCUUCUCCUCCAGCCUUACCGUCUGCACCCUGAACUCCGGUCCAGCGGACACAACUCACUCCGUCCCAGGCCUACUGCACACACCAUGCCCUAGGCCUGGAAUGCCUCCCUCCUAUCUCCACAUUUCCUCUGAAUGCCACCUUUUCUGUGACAGUUCUCAAUUCAAAGUUGGAUUUGCCUCUAAACGGUCAGGUGAAACUAUACCUUUCUAGUGGUAUUUAUCAUUUCUCCUUUUGUAGUAUUUUAACCACUCCUCAUCUUGCCCAUCACUUUUUCAUUGACAAAAACACCCGCCCCUGCAUUAUGCUAUUUUGUCCUCAUCUCUGCAAUGGCCCUGUGAAUUGGGGUAGUACCCCUACCCUCUCUGAACAGAUAGGGAACGUGGCCUACAGGGGGAAUAGUUCGCCCAACAUCUUACUCUGGCUCAGAGGCAGAGGUGGACUUGAAGCCAGGACUCCUCCAAUUCCAUGUCCAGCUCGCUGCACCACGCCCCUCAUAUUUAUACAUGCAUGUUGUUGCUGCUUGAGCCAACACCUGACUCCCCCAUGAGACUGUGGGCCCCAUAGCUCCCAGUUCUAGUCCUACCCAGGGGGGCACUCAAUGAAUAUAUAAUUUCUUGACAAAGUACGAUAAUCACUUACUGCAUACCCACUGGCUGCCGGGGGCUUUGCAUACAUUCACCCUAACCUUCCCAACAACUCUAUGAGGAGACUGGGGUUUAAGAGUUGAAGUGCUAUGCUCAGGGUCCCACGGCCGGUAAUCAGUGCAGUUGGCCUAUGAGACCCAGAGGUAAGUGCUUCCAACUGUAAUCUCUGCCCUGUGCAUCCUAAAGGUAGACCCAGCCAGCCAGAGAGAUCGCACCCCAAGGCCCAGAGGCAGGGGGCCAAGGGUGGGCAACUUGACAGUCAACAGGAGGGACUGGGGGCUGGGGGAGUAUGGUCCACCCGCUACACCCAUGAUGUCCACACUCCACAGCCUCACGGGUGUCUGUGCAGUGUGAUGGUAGCAGGUAAGAAGAGGGCUGAGGGAUAAGGAGAGGGGUUGGCAAGUAUUCUCCAGCCCCCAACCCCCAAAGAGUAAGUCUGGAUGGGGACAUUGCUGCCCAUUCUCCCCAGGGCAAGGACUGGAUAUGACGGGAGCCACGCCCCUUUCCUCAAUCUGCUAUUCCUAUGACUCUGUAUGCUGUCUUUCACUGUGUGCCACUUAUUUAAAUGUUGUGUUUGUGUGUGUGGUAUGUAUUUGCAACUGUAUCUUUGUGUUGUGUUUCGGUGCAUUACGUCUGUGUGCAAUUUGCUGUUGGUGUACUCUGUUUCUCUUGUGCGCCUGUGUUACGGCUCUAUGCCUGUUUGUCUACUCUAUGUGUACGUUUUGUUGUGUGUCCGUGCUGUGUACACGGUGUGUCUCUCCUAUGUAUCUAUGUCCAUACUCUGUAAUUGCCUCUUUAUUGUGUGUUGUGUCGUGUGUAUCAUGUGUUGUGAAUUUGUGUUUGUGCCGUGCGCAUUGUGGAUCUGUUUCUGUGUGUGCUCUCUACACCGCAAGUGCAGGAUGUUUGUGUGUUCUGUUGUGCGAAUCCCGUUUGGGUUGUUCUAGGUCUGUGUCUACGCAGGGAGUCCGUGUGUAUCUGCACCUCCCCAAUGUGUGUCUGUGCCAGCUGACGUCUGUGCCCUGCGCGCAGAGUUGUGUUUCCUCAACAAGUGUGUGCCGGCUCGGAGUGCCGCGCGCGCCUCCUCGUGUGCCCGCGUUGUGCCUGCGCCUCCGCCGGGCGGUCGUGCCGGGGUGCAGGCUCCGCGUCCGUGUGCGCUCGCGCCGCUUGUCUGCGUCCGGCGCGCGGUGGCGGCGGAGGAUGCGCGCCCGCGGGGGCGGGGGCGGAGGCCGGGGCGCGGCGCGGGGGCGGCCCGGGGGCGGGAGUGGGCGAGCCGGCGGGCGGGCGGUGCUGCGGGGCCCCGCGGCCGCGGGCUCCAAUGGCGAGGCCGGCGCGGCCCCCGCUAAUUACAUAAGCGAGACGUCAAUAAUUCGCGGGAAAACGCGAAAAAGAUGGCGCCCCGCGCCCGGGGGGCCCCUUCCUGAGCGCCCCGGCCCCUCCCUCCUCCUCCGCCCCCCCUCCUCCCCGCGGCGCCCCCGCCCCGCCCCGCCCCCGCCGAGACCCCGACCCCGGCCCCACGGGCGGACACUCGGCCGGGCAGCCGCGGGCCGAGCGCAGCCACCUCCGCCGCCGAUGCGCCUGGUGGCCAGACUCCAAGUGGGACCGGCGGACACGCAGCCUCGCGUGUCAGUGGAAGCUGAUGGAGAAUCGAGGUCUGGACCCAGGGACUCGGGACUCCUAUGGUGCCACCAGCCACCUCCCCAACAAGGGGGCCCUGGCAAAAGCCAAGAACAACUUCAAAGACCUGAUGUCCAAGCUGACAGAGGGCCAGUAUGUGCUGUGCCGGUGGACAGAUGGACUGUAUUAUCUCGGGAAGAUCAAGAGGGUCAGCAGUUCUAAGCAGAGCUGCCUUGUAACUUUUGAAGAUAACUCCAAAUACUGGGUCUUGUGGAAGGACAUACAGCAUGCUGGUGUUCCAGGAGAGGAACCCAAGUGCAACAUCUGCCUGGGGAAGACAUCAGGACCACUGAAUGAGAUCCUCAUCUGUGGGAAGUGUGGCCUGGAAAGGCGGCGCGCUGAAGAAGGGCGCCAUCGCCAGGACCCUGCAGGCUGUGAAGAUGGUGCUGUCCUACCAGCCUGAGGAGCUGGAGUGGGACUCGCCCCACCGCACCAACCAGCAGCAAUGCUACUGCUACUGCGGCGGGCCGGGAGAAUGGUACCUGCGGAUGCUGCAGUGUUACCGGUGCAGGCAGUGGUUCCACGAGGCCUGCACCCAGUGUCUCAAUGAGCCCAUGAUGUUCGGAGACCGGUUCUACCUGUUUUUCUGCUCCGUGUGCAACCAGGGCCCAGAGUACAUCGAGAGGUUGCCCCUGCGAUGGGUCGAUGUGGUUCACCUGGCCCUCUACAACCUGGGGGUGCAGAGCAAGAAGAAGUACUUUGACUUUGAGGAGAUUCUGGCCUUUGUCAACCACCACUGGGAGCUCCUGCAGCUUGGCAAGCUCACCAGCACCCCCGUGACGGACCGAGGACCGCAUCUCCUCAACGCUCUGAACAGUUAUAAAAGCCGGUUCCUCUGUGGCAAGGAGAUCAAGAAGAAGAAGUGCAUCUUCCGCCUGCGCAUCCGCGUCCCGCCCAACCCCCCCGGGAAGCUGCUGCCCGACAAGGGCCUGGUGCCCACUGAGAAUGGCGCCUCUGAGCUGCGUAAGAGAGGAAAGAGCAAGCCUGGUUUGUUGCCUCAUGAUUUCCAGCAGCAGAAAAGGCGAGUUUAUAGAAGAAAAAGAUCAAAGUUUUUGCUGGAAGAUGCUAUCCCCAGUAGUGACUUUACCUCGGCCUGGAGCACCAACCACCACCUAGCCAGCAUAUUUGACUUCACGCUGGAUGAGAUACAGAGUUUAAAAAGCGCCAGCUCAGGCCAGACCUUCUUCUCCGACGUGGACUCCACUGAUGCUGCCAGCACCUCUGGCUCCGCUUCCACCAGCCUUUCCUACGACUCCAGACGGACAGUGGGCAGCCGCAAGAGGAAGCUGGCAGCCAAAGCGUACAUGCCACUGCGGGCAAAGCGGCGGGCGGCCGAGCUGGGUGGACGCUGCCCCUCCGACAGCAGCGCAGAGGGGGCCUCAGGCCCUGAGCGGCCCGACGAGGGCAUCGACAGCCACACGUUCGAGAGCAUCAGUGAAGAUGACUCGUCCUUGUCCCACCUCAAGUCAUCCAUCACCAACUAUUUUGGCGCAGCCGGGCGGUUAGCCUGUGGGGAGAAGUACCAGGUGCUGGCUCGGAGGGUCACGCCUGAGGGCAAGGUUCAGUACCUGGUGGAGUGGGAAGGGACUACCCCUUACUGACCAGCCCCUAAAGGAUGCCAGCAGUCCUGGAAACCAAAGGAGAGACAGCGGAAGCCACAGGCUCCCCUGUUCUCUCCAGGCUGGGGUGGGGGAGGGAAGCAAGACGGAGCUGCAAGUGCCUGGCCAGAGCCCUGCCUGCCCGCCUGCCUGCCAGGGCUGUGCCUCCGCUGUGCCCGUUCUGCUCUCCGGCCCCCUCAGGCUCACCACCUCUUUGCCUGUGUCUCUGAGGUCCCGCUGGCUACUUCUCAGUGUCUCCACACACUCUCUCAAACUGUUUACCUGUUCCUCUGAAUUAGUGUCCUGCUGGCUCUGUGGGCUGUUCCUGAGGCCCGAGUCUUUGUCCCCAGUGCGUCCCUUUACCUUUCCUUCCCCUUUUGGGUGUGUGUGUUUACACACCCAACCCUCCACUGGACAUCCUUACACCUGACCCAUCCCAGGGACCACAUCAUGAGAACAGAAACCUUUGAGAAAGACUGGGUGAAGGUGGGUAAGAGGAUGCCUUGAGGAGCCUUUCCCUCUCACUUUCCCGCCUCUCCUUCUGCCCUUGGGAAGAGGUGGUGAGGGUGGGAGAGAGAAUGCCUCUGGAAAGCCUGUGUGGCAGAGGCCCUGGGACCUCAGGAUCUGAGGCGUGAGGAGACUCGGCCUCUGCUUCCGAAGGCACCAGCACCAGAGCCCAGUUAUUAAGGCCCAGAGUGCAGGCUGCAGGCGUCAGCUUCUGAGACCCGUGUUCCCUCCCCUGGCUACAUCCCUCUCUGUUACCAUGGAGCUGGGCCUGGCCUCGCAAACCUGAGGCUGAAGGAAAGGAAGCCGUGUCCUGCUACACCUCAGACUGUCUCCUCUGCCUCCCACCCGCAGACUCACCCCCCCACGCAGAAGCUUCCAUCUGCAUGUGUGCUUUCACCUCCAGGCACACACACGGGCCCCGGCCUCCAGGUGUACACACACCACACACACCACACCCACCCACCCACCCACCCACACACACACACACAUAUACACAUACCCACACAUUCCUUAGGGUGCCAGCGUGGCUCCUGCCCUUGGCUUUUCCUUGGCUCUCUUCUGGGGGCCAUGUGCUGCAACUCAGUGUGAACAUCCAGCACCUGCCCGUGAACCAGCUGCGACCCUAGAGGGAGGCACGGGGGACUCAUACCCUCUUCCUUAUCCCCUGCCCCGUUCUGAAAUUGACAAUCACUUUUGGGGCAGGUUGGGAUUUUUUUAAAGGGCCUGAGUCAUUAAGUCCCCUCAAAGGGAAGCCUUUGUCAGUGGGAAUAUACAGAGUUCUUAGAACCAACAUUAAAACUCAGACCCACCUGGAGGGAGACCAAAAAUGGGAGGGGGAGGAGACCCCUCAUUUUUGCUGCUUCCAGAGGUAUUAGAAACUGACUCACUUGAUUGGAAAGAAGUGCCUUGACUGGGGCGAGGGGUGUUACCUGAUGGGGACCAUCCUUGCCAACUGCUGCUGUGGCCUCCAGCUCGGCUGGGUUUUGGAGGCUGCCGGCUGCAAGGUGAAGGGGGGUGAACAGUGAGCUGAGAGCAGCAGGCCUGGAGCUGGUUUUUCCAUUAGGCUGACCCCUCCCCAUCUGUGGGCAUUCAGGGGGGUCCCUGAGAGAGUUCAGAUGCCCCUUGCCUCAAACCUCAGCCCCAACAGUGCCUUUCAACUGGGACCUCACCUCCUGUACACAGCCCACCCACUUCCUUCUGCUUCCCAGCAUGGUCCAGGCAGGAACAAGCUGGUUGGGCCCAGUUCUCUCCCUUCUCAGCUCCACAGCUGCUGCCACUGAAGCCCACAACUGGGGCCAGGUGGAAGGGGAGCUGAGAAGGCAGCCCCCAACCGCCUGAAGUACGGGGCCAGACCUAACCGGGUGCCUCCUGCCUGGCUCCAGAGAACACAGCAGCCUCCCAGGCCUGCCUUCCAGGCUCCUGAGAAAGUGCAGGAUGAACACAGCCUGUCAGUGGACCUGCACCUCCUCUACUCAAGCUCCAGAGGCUCUGGCCUUGAAGAGGAGGACGGGGGGAGACAGUGUCUUCCUCACCUGGAGGUCAGUGUAAGGCCUGGCAAGGUCACACUGACUCCACACCCCAGCAUUUCAUUCAUACCUGAAAAUAGCUGCAUUACUGCCAACUGACCUUAUCAUAACCCUGUGCACCUUCGAAAAGAUUUAUGGUUUUGAAUUGCUGCUUUUAAUAACAUUUGUUAUAUUAAAAUUAUAAUUAAUGUGUCUGAUUUACAA